Molecule: messenger RNA, 2766 nt
Organism: Ostrinia furnacalis (Asian corn borer)
Lineage: Eukaryota; Metazoa; Arthropoda; Insecta; Lepidoptera; Crambidae
Gene: scaf6
Product: SR-related CTD associated factor 6
Exons: 14
Coding region: 212-2665 (817 amino acids)
Biological process (GO): intracellular calcium ion homeostasis; RNA processing
Cellular component (GO): perinuclear region of cytoplasm
Molecular function (GO): RNA binding
Source: RefSeq, a predicted model, not a curated record
UAACCCCAAGAACAAAUUUUACAAAUGGCUGAAAAAGGUCUGUCUGAAAUUGUGAUUGUUUAGCGUUCACGAUUUUACCAUUUAUUUGGGAACCUACUUCAGCCCUAAAGGAUUAAUAAAAAGUGAUAUUAUGACGACAGCAGGUUUCAUUUGUGCUUCAAUCAAUAGUUAAAAAGAUUGACGUUCAACUAACCUCAAUUUAUUAGUAAAAAUGGAGCUUCCGCAGCCACCGCAAGAUCAAGAUCUUCGUAAUAUAAUCGACAAACUCGCACAAUUUGUCGCCCGAAAUGGCCCGGAGUUCGAGAAGAUGACCAAGAACAAACAAAAAAACAACCCGAAAUUCAGCUUCCUGUACGGCGGAGAAUACUUCAACUACUACCAGUACAAAGUGACCACAGAGCAAGCAAUUCUAAAGCAAUCCGCCGGUGGCCAGGUGGCACCCGCUCCGGCCGGGGCUUAUAUGGCACAGAACAGGCAAUAUGUAAUGCCCCAACAGGCCGGCGCGUCGCCCGCAGCGCUGGGCCUGGCGGCGUCGAUGGCGGCGGCGCCGGCGCUGCAGCAGUGGCUGGCGGCCAACUCGGCGCCCGCGCCCGCGCCGCACUCGCAACACGACGUCGACAACGUCAAUGUCCAGAUCAACAUGCUAAAAGAGCAAAUAACUCAAUCGGAAAACAAUCUCAAUGCUCAGCACACGGUGUUAAUUCAGCAGCAGCAGGCUAAAAUCAAUGAGCUAGUGAGCAAGGCGCAAGUGGAAAAAAUCCAGAUGAUGGCCGAGGAGAAUAAAAUCAGUCUGCCUGAGCUGGACGGCAUACUGCAGCCUAUCAUAGACACAUGCACAAAAGACAGCAUCUCUACAGGCAAAGGCUGGAUAUUGCAGCAUGCCACGUCUCACGACGCGGGCAAGGUGAUAUCGCAGCACCUUCUGCGGAAAGUCACCCAGCCGGGCGCGCCGUUCUCGCAGAAGCUACACAUCAUCUACCUCGUCAACGACGUCCUACACCACUGUGCUCGCAAAAACGCAGAAGAUUUGAAGAAAAAUUUGGAAAAUGUGGUGGUUCCAAUGUUUUGCAAUGCCAGUAUAGCCGUUACCGAAGAGCAGGAGGCUAAGCUUAACAAGCUGCUUCGGCUGUGGGAGUCCAAGUCGAAUUAUUUCGAGACCGCCGUUAUAGAGAAAAUGAAGAGCCCCACCAGCUCCUACCAAGAGUACCAGAACAACUUGAUUGCUCAGCACUCCAACGCUAUAUCACAUUUGACACAACAAACAAAAACCACAUUCGAAAACUACCAAACUCAACAUCAGGCUUUUGUGUCACACACAAUGCAACAAAUUCAGCAACUGGAAAUGCAGAAGCGAGCUAUCGAGAUUCAGAACAGUCAUGAUAACGACAACAUGCAGCAGCAAAAUAACAUGCAAAACUUCCAAAACAACAACUUCCAUGGUGAUCAGAACUUCUCGCAGAUGGGAGGCUACGAUCAUAACUUUAGCUCCAAUAAUCAAUACGGCAGCGAAAGUGGCGACAACUACCCAUCUAAUAACAGCAUGACUGGCAAUGAUAACAGUUAUGAUAGUCAAACUUUCGAUCAAAUCACAAAUCAGAAGAGAAAUGAUAUAGAAGAGCCAGAUUUGUCAAAUCUUCCAAAUGUCAAUUUCUCCCAACCGCCACCUGGAUUCAAGCCCAACGAUAAUUCAGCCCUGUUAGCAUUCCAAAAUGGUCUUCCAGACCUUAGUAAACCUCCUCCAGGCUUCCCUGCGUUCACGGAAAUAAACAAUGAUGACCUUAUGCCUUCUGUUCCCUAUUUCGAGUUGCCUGCUGGUUUAAUGGUUCCUCUUAUCAUGUUGGAAGACGACCGGUAUAGGCCCCUGGACCCGGCACGAAUCCGGCUGCCGCCGCCUGCGCCGCCUAACGAACGGCUGCUGGCUGCUGUCGACGCCUUCUACGCCGCACCCAACCACGAGAGGCCUAGAGAUAAUGAGGGAUGGGAGAAAUUAGGAUUAUAUGAAUAUUACAAAGCCAAAAACUCGGCGAGGAAAAACAAAGAAGAGGCAGUUGCGCAGGGGCUCAGGGAAAGGUCAAAGUCUCCGAGCCCCAUCCCCAAAGACUUACAAAAACAACCCACCCCGCCUGGCAGACGAUACAGGUCGAAAAGUCGAACGCCAGAGAAACGGUCGCCAGCUCGCUCAAAGUCGCGGUCGCCGUCGCCGCGCCGCAAAGCAGCAGCGGCAACCUCGGCAACCACUUGGAGACGAGAAAGAGACGGCCGCAGAAGAUCACGGUCGCGGUCGCGGUCGCGGUCGAGGUCGCGCAGCCGGUCGCCGCGGGAGCGCCACCGCGAGUCGCCGCGAUCGCGCCGCGUCGAGCGCUCGCGGUCGCCCACGCCCCCUAGUUUCCUUGGUGGUGCAGCUUAUCCCAGUACAUCCAGCGGCCUGGACCCCAGCAACAAGGGCCACCAGCUGCUUCAGAAGAUGGGCUGGAGCGCCGGCGGGCUGGGCGCGGCCGGGCAGGGCAUAGCCGAGCCAAUCAGCGGAGGCACAGUUAGGGAUAAGCAGGAUCAAUAUAAAGGUAUAGGCGUAAACUUAAAUGACCCCUAUGAAAACUUCAGAAAGAACAAAGGUGCAGCAUUUAUUACGAGGAUGAAGGAAAGAGCACUGGAGCGUUCAUCGUGAUCGCUGAUAUUAUGUUGUGUAAAUGUGUACAAUGAAAGUGUGUGGAUGGGUAUGAUUUAUUUUAUCUAAAUCAUCUUAAAAAUAAAGUUAUAUGAAUUUUU